CAGAGUUUCCGGUCGGAGGCCUUUGCCCAGCGCCCCGCGUCCCUGAGGGGCGGCGGCGCUGGCGGCGGCGGAGGCAGCAGGGGGAUCCGGAAGUCAACACCAUGUCGAGUCUGCACAAGAGCCGGAUUGCAGAUUUCCAGGAUGUCCUGAAGGAGUCCACGAUUGCCUUGGAAAAGCUUCAGGAACUCAGUUUUAGUGGCAUCCCCUGUGAGGGCGGACUGCGGUGCCUCUGCUGGAAGAUUCUCUUGAACUACCUCCCGUUGGAGAGAGCGUCAUGGACCUCCAUCCUGGCCAAGCAGAGGGAGCUGUAUUCUCAGUUCCUGAGGGAAAUGAUCAUCCAGCCUGGCAUCGCCAAGGCCAACAUGGGUGUAUCCAGGGAGGAUGUGACCUUUGAGGACCAUCCACUCAACCCUAACCCCGACAGCCGAUGGAACACGUACUUCAAGGACAACGAGGUGCUGCUGCAGAUCGACAAAGAUGUCCGAAGGCUGUGCCCAGACAUAUCCUUCUUCCAGAGCGCCACCGAGUACCCCUGCCUCCUCAUCCUGGAUCCGCAGAAUGAGUUCGAGACCCUUCGUAAGCGGGUGGAACAGACGACACUGAAAUCCCAGACGGUGGCCCGGAACCGGAGCGGGGUCACAAAUAUGAGUUCCCCGCACAAGAACGCGGCGCCCUCCUCCCUGAACGAGUAUCAGGUGCUGCCCAACGGCUGUGAGGCCCACUGGGAGGUGGUGGAGCGGAUUCUGUUCAUCUACGCCAAGCUCAACCCUGGCAUCGCUUACGUGCAGGGCAUGAACGAGAUCGUGGGGCCCCUGUACUACACCUUUGCCACCGACCCCAACAGCGAGUGGAAGGAGCACGCUGAGGCGGACACCUUUUUCUGCUUCACCAACCUCAUGGCUGAAAUCCGGGACAACUUCAUCAAGAGCCUUGAUGACUCACAGUGUGGCAUCACCUACAAGAUGGAAAAGGUGUACUCCACCCUGAAGGAUAAGGACAUGGAACUCUACCUGAAACUGCAAGAGCAGAAUAUCAAGCCCCAGUUCUUCGCCUUCCGCUGGCUGACGCUGCUGCUGUCCCAGGAGUUCUUGCUGCCCGAUGUCAUCCGGAUCUGGGACUCCCUGUUUGCUGACAACAGCCGCUUUGAUUUCCUCCUUCUGGUCUGCUGCGCCAUGCUCAUACUGAUCCGGGAGCAGUUGCUGCAAGGGGACUUUACCAUAAACAUGCGGCUCCUGCAGGAUUACCCCAUCACAGACGUCUGCCAGAUCCUACAGAAAGCCAAGGAACUCCAAGACUCACAGUAGCCUGGUGGCAAGAGGCCCAGGUUUGGGAGAGAAGCCACCGCCAACGCCUGUGCCCUGGCUUCUGGGACAUGCAGGAGCCUGUGGGGUCCCAGCCAGAGGGGCCGCU
Messenger RNA from Kogia breviceps (pygmy sperm whale), 1410 nucleotides. It is a transcript of the gene TBC1D13, whose product is annotated as TBC1 domain family member 13. The record is from RefSeq and is a predicted model, not a curated record. Gene Ontology annotation, biological process: activation of GTPase activity; intracellular protein transport. Lineage: Eukaryota; Metazoa; Chordata; Mammalia; Artiodactyla; Physeteridae. Gene Ontology annotation, molecular function: GTPase activator activity.